ACCGACGUUUCAGAGGUACUUCCUGCCUUUAUCAUCAGGGAGAUCAAACGUAGGUUGGCGAACUUGAUUUGUGAUGCUUUGUACUAACGUGUUGUGUUGUGAGUUCCGGAUUGCAGGUCGUCGCUUAUUGGUCAGGUGAUGAAUUUGAUACGAACGCGGUUAAUCUUUGUCAUUGAGAAAAGUUUGUGCAUUUGUAAAUUGUCAAUAUAAUGGACGAGUCAGAAGACUCUUUGGUUGUUAAUUCGAAGGAUGAUUCGUCAGGUAAAGAUGCGGAACAUAUUCAAGAAGAAAAUGAACAAGAAGAGGAAAAGUCAGAAAAGAUUUUGAGAUUGCCUUUCGCAAGAGUAAGACACAUAAUGAAAAUUGAUCCAGAUGUUCAUCACGCUAGUCAAGAAGCAGUAUUCCUCAUUACGAAGUCAACAGAACUUUUCAUAGAGUCCCUUGCUAAGGAAGCUUACGCACAUACAGCACAAGGCAAACGGAGAACUCUUCAAAAGAAAGAUUUAGACAGUGCAAUAGAGUCUGCAGAUUGCCUUGCCUUCUUAGAGGGAGUGCUUGAUACAUGAAUUUGAAGCACAUAAAAUGUCCAUGUUAUUGAUAACAAUGAAUACCUUGUCAUAAUUCAUAAUGGAAUAAUUUGUUGUUUUUUUCUAGACUAAUACAUAUUUGAAGUUGUGUAAAAUAAAAUAUAAUAAAGAUAUACA
Molecule: messenger RNA, 704 nt
Organism: Zootermopsis nevadensis
Lineage: Eukaryota; Metazoa; Arthropoda; Insecta; Blattodea; Termopsidae
Product: DNA polymerase epsilon subunit 4
Biological process (GO): DNA-templated DNA replication
Cellular component (GO): nucleus; epsilon DNA polymerase complex
Molecular function (GO): protein heterodimerization activity
Source: RefSeq, a predicted model, not a curated record